Aaosphaeria arxii CBS 175.79 is the source of this 483-nucleotide messenger RNA. RefSeq names its product ADP-ribosylation. The coding region runs from base 1 to 483 and encodes 160 amino acids. The transcript has a single exon. Gene Ontology annotation, molecular function: toxin activity. The record is from RefSeq and is a predicted model, not a curated record. NCBI's taxonomy places the organism in Eukaryota, Fungi, Ascomycota, Dothideomycetes, Pleosporales.
AUGGGCUGGCUUGGCCUGGGAGAAGAAGUCGAUGGCUUCGUCUCUACAACUUCAGACUAUGGCACUGCUCGUUAUUUUUUCGGCCGAUAUAGCGGAGGCUACAUAUAUAAGAUUAAGGCCUCCCGCAACCUCAUAGAUGUCUCAAAGACCUUGGGAAGACACUAUCGGCACAAGAGUGAAUAUGAGUAUGCGGUCAAGGAUAUCCCAAUGGAUCAAGUUAUGGGUUGGUACACUUUCUCGCUCGGUGGCCACCUAGAUGGCGAUUUUGAGGCCAAUGACGACGCAUUUUAUAAGAAGAAUGCCCCUUCACUCAGUUCUCGAAAGUAUAAUGAAAAAUAUGGUGGGCAAACUGAUGGUGGCGCCCAAAACUCCGUGGCUGGAUUUCCCGAAAACCAUGAAGCAUGGACCGAGUCCCCCUGGAAAGAAAUAAGCCCUUACAAAUCCAAGAAGGCUAAGAAUGCUCGUGAGAUUUUGAAGGAGUAA